CUUAAUUUGGAAUUCAAAAAUGAAAUAGUUAAUUGAAUAUCAUCAUCAUUAUAUCGUAUUUCAUUAUUUGAUUGUGUACUUUUUUAAGACAUCAUGGCUUCAUCAUCUGGUUCAAUGAUUCCCGGUCGUUCAGCAUUGAAAAAACGUCCUGCCGAUCCAAAAGCUGGCCGAUAUGAACGUAGUCGUGCACGGGAUGCUUAUAAACGACAACUAAACAUAUUUAAAGCUAAAUUUGAAGCCAGUCUUCGUGAAUAUGAUCGUCUAGAUUUUGAUGCUAAACAAGAGAUUAGAAUUCGUGCUAAACGUCAACGAGAAGUUUGUCUCAAUGAUUAUCGCCAAGGAUUACAAGGACUGGCUCGAUCAUCGUUCCGACGUACAUAUAAAGAUGUAUUUCUUGGCGAACGAGAAACGGCAAUGGAAUCAUAUGAUCCAAAUGUAUUGGAAUAUGAACUUCGUCUUACAUCGGAAAUGGACACUAUUAUCGAUAAUAUUCGAUUAUUAAGUGCAGACAAAUCAAAUCUAUCGAAAAUGGAUUGGUUUUCAAAUUUAGCUAGAGCGAAAUUUUCUUAUGAAUAUGAACUACAAAAUGAGAUCGAUCCAGAAGCGUUACGUGUACCAGAAGAAGAACCAACGACAUCAUGUGUCGAUGAAAAUAGUGAAUAUGUAUCACAACCAGAUUAUGAUGCCAUUAUUGCAUCAGAAAUAGAUCCCGAAGUAGCAUCCACUGUUGGUAGUUCAGGCUAUGUAUAUCGACCAUUUAAACAUCGUAAUCGUCAUAAUCUAUAUAGUGCCAAUGUUGAUGAACCUGAUCAGCCGGAAUAUCGUUAUGAUUGGCAACGAUUAUAUGAUUCAAAACCGGGACGUAGAACCAUACCAGAUUAUGAUACCGAAUCUGUAACCGAUCGUUAUGAUUAUGAACCAUUUCAGCCGUUCUGUGAUGAACCUAUGGGACUUCGUCGUAAUCGUUAUCCGGAUGUAUCAUUGGAUCCGGAAUGGCAAUCACAAAGUUCCGUAUAUGCAUAUCAUCGUCCACAACAACCUACACCUCGUUUUACACCCAAUCGUUUUGACACGAAUAUUGAUUCAAUUUGUCCAACAUAUGGCUAUGGAGAUGAUGAUGACAGGGAAACAAUUACUAGCCGAAGUAAUGGCAUGAUUGCAGGUAUCGAUUAUGAAUACAAACCAAUAAUACCAUCAUAUCUACGCAAUGGCAAUCGAUCAAAAGCGACUGGAUCAUCGAGAUUUAAUUAUGACCAACAAUUUAAUUAUGAUGAUGACAAUGAUGAACCAUCAACUACAUCAUCAUGGCAACCGGAACAAAAUAAUCGUUUGUUAUCAUCACAACGAAACCGACAAUCCUUAUCAAUGGAACCACAAUUCUCACCCACAUCAUCAGUAUCAUCAUCCGCUCAGCCUUCUCGAUCACAUGUCCGUUUUGAUGAUGAUGAUAAUCAACCAAUCAAAUAUGAUGAUGAUCAAUAGAUUGAUCAAUUUAACAUUUCUUAACUAACUAACCCGUUAAAAAUAGUCUGAUGAGGGACGAAUAAUUUUGUUUUUUUUGUAUACUAACUAUCAUUUCCUUUUGCAAUCGAAUAAAUCGAUUGGAACAUUUACGAAAUUUAUUUAUUUAUUUGAAUCCAAUCAUAUUAAUUCAAAAUUGAAAAUAAAAUCCAAGAAACGUUUGCAAAUAAUAAUAUUUUU
Molecule: messenger RNA, 1701 nt
Organism: Dermatophagoides farinae (American house dust mite)
Lineage: Eukaryota; Metazoa; Arthropoda; Arachnida; Sarcoptiformes; Pyroglyphidae
Source: RefSeq, a predicted model, not a curated record